AUGAUGCUGUUACCCGACAACACUGUUGGCUAUCCUGAUGAAGUGAUGUGAAUCAAGUUAAAUUUUCCUUGUUAUUUUUGUUUCAUUUGACUACUUUGUAAAUAAUUAGCUGAGAAAAAAAUCAAAUUCUCUAUCGUCUUAAUUAUGGUUUGAUUAACCUACUUCCACCUCAAUGGAGCUCAUUCAUGUUGUGUCAUCCUUGGUCAUCAUAUUUACCUUUUGUAACUUCACUACGGGGUUGCAAAUUUGUAUCAGGAUAUGGAAAAAAAAGUCGACACAAGAUUUUGCAGCAUUCCCUUUCAUUGCCGGUUUUUUAUGUACUUUUUUAGGACUUCGUUAUGGGCUAGUUAUUCAUGACUCAGUCACAAUUUUUGUAAAUUCCAUUGGCCUUGCUGUUUUCACAUUCUAUGUUUUAUUCUAUUACCAUUUCACACUGAACAAAAGAUCAAUCAAUUUGAAAAUUGGAGUUUUGAUUGUUGUAGUGUUACUUUUUGAAUUAGCCAUUGGCCAUCAAGAAAAUCCUCGAACAUUAUCUGGUAUAAUUGCUAGUAUUUCCGGAGUUGUAUUUUCUGGAUCGCCAAUGACCAGUAUCUCUCAAGUAGUUCGAGAUAAAAAUGCUGGUAUUUUACCUUUUUGGUUAAUUCUGUCAACUGCAGUCGUUGCCCUUCUUUGGUUUGCUUAUGGCUUUCUCAUUGGUGAUGCCUUCAUCCAGAUCUCAAACUCUUUAGCCGUGCUUUUGGCUGUUUUCCAACUAUCACUUUUUGUUUUUUAUCCACCUCAAAGUAAAUACAAAGAUUUUGAAAAGCAAUUGCUAAUGGAAAAUUUGUGAAUAUGACCUUAAUUUUUUAUCAAGUUCAUCUUCUAUUUGAGAUAAUAUUCAAAUCUCCGAUGAAAAUCAAAAAUCAUCUAAAAAUUUGCCUACAAAAUGUUUUCUAUUUUUCAUCAAAAUGAAUCUAUGUUCUCCUCUAGACUUCUAUCAACCAGAUCAAAGACACAAACGAUGAUUUAUUGGGAUUAUUUUGAUUAAGAAUUUAUUCAUUGUCAACACACUAUUGGUAGCUCUUCUUAAUUUGGUCUCUGUGUUGCCGAUAGAUUGUUGAUGUGAAUUGUUGUUGCUUAUUUAUAUCAAGUUAUUGUAAAUCUUGCUCUAAAAUUGAGAAUAAGAGUAAUAUUUUAUAUUUUGAUUAAAGAUAUAUACCGAUAUAAA
Molecule: messenger RNA, 1207 nt
Organism: Tetranychus urticae (two-spotted spider mite)
Lineage: Eukaryota; Metazoa; Arthropoda; Arachnida; Trombidiformes; Tetranychidae
Product: sugar transporter SWEET1
Biological process (GO): carbohydrate transport
Cellular component (GO): membrane
Molecular function (GO): sugar transmembrane transporter activity
Source: RefSeq, a predicted model, not a curated record